AUGCCCCAUAUUUGCAAUGUAUCCUUUGUUGAUGUGGUAACAGAGAAAAUGGAAAAAUCUGGUAUAAAAUCGAGAUUGAUACAAAUUUGGUUGAAAUGGAUAUUGAUAUCAGAGAAUCAUUUACAAACUCGGUUGUAUUUCAAAAGCGAAAAAGCCGUAAGAGACGAAAAAUUCAGGCAUAUAUCAUCAGGUUACAUAUAUGUGAUUCAUCCUUUGAGUAAAUUUCGAGAAUGGUAUGAACUUUGGUUGUUGUGGUAUUAUUUAUUCGUAGUUUAUUUCAAUUCUUUGGACUUGGCAAUCACAAAGAUAUACGUCACGGAUACGCAUCGUUAUAUGGCUUUCACGGUUGAUUUUAUAGCAAUAAUCGACGUUUGUAUGAACUUAAUUACAGGUUAUACGAUAAAAAAAUUAAAAACCAUCGAAUUACGACCUGAGAAAAUAGCGAAAAAAUAUAUAUUUGGACCGUUCUUCAUAUCCGAUGUUCUCGGAUCGACGAAAUUUCUUAUGUAUCACGUGUUUCCUAAACCGAGACUCGCAAUUAUUGGAAUACAAAAUUUGUGGAGUCUCUCGAGAGUUAUUAGAGUAUGGUCUGUAAUGCAAUUAUUAUUGAAAGUAUCCCUAUUGUUUAAAAUCAAAUCGAAAACUACUACGUUCGCUAUAUGUUCGGUAACUUUACUAUUAUGCACUAUACAUUUCUUUACGUGUUUUUUGAUUGGCAGUAAAUUAUUGGUGAGGUACUACUUUCAAUUUCCGGAUCCUUAUAAUGCAUCUAUGAUAAACGUUUACGACGUAUAUUUGGAUUACAUGUUGCGAAGUUCCGCUAUUCUUUUAGGGAUUACGCUACCUGAAAAUUACGUUAAAGAUAUCAAAUACGUCGAAGAUUAUAUAGCUACGGUUUUAUCGUACGUAGUCGGGAAAAUUCUGGUUAUAUCAACUUGGAUAAUAUUCGCGUUAUCUAUUCUUGCAUCGAAAUCGACGGAGAUCAAAUAUCAGAGAAUAUUGAACGAAUUAGAGGAGUACAUGAUUCAGAAACAGCUACCGCUACAAUUGAGAAAGAAAAUCAACGCUUAUUAUCACUACAAAUAUCACGGUAAAUAUUUUAAAGAAGAUCUAAUUCAGUUUAUCAUUCCGGAUAAUCUUCAAAAGAAUGUUAAUUUUGAAAUAACGAAAUCUUUGAUUAGUAGCGUCAGUGUAUUGAAGAAACUCACUAAUCAACAACUCAUGGAUUUAAUUCAAGCUUUGGUACCUGAAAUAUUUCUACCGAAUGAUUGUAUUAUUCAAUCGGGAACAGUGGGUAAUAGUAUGUUUUUUAUAAAUAGUGGAACCGUAGCCGUUUAUACCCAUUCCGGUAAAGAAGUUUGUCAUUUACAAGAAGGGGAUUAUUUUGGAGAAGUAUCGCUAAUCUUUAAAGGUCAAAGACGGUUAACUACAAUCAACGCCAUUGAACAUUCUCAUAUUUACAAAUUGAAAAGUUCGGAUUUCAAACGUAUUUUAAUGAAAAAUAAAAACGUAUAUAAAAAAAUUGUCGAGACCGCUGAGAAACGUUUGAAAUACACGUUGCAUCUUGAAAAAAUGUACAAGAAAGCGUUGUUCGAAAAAACAUACAAGGAAUCCGAUACCUUCCUUCAUCAUGAAAAAUAG
This is a messenger RNA of Diorhabda sublineata, 1641 nucleotides long. Its product is annotated as potassium/sodium hyperpolarization-activated cyclic nucleotide-gated channel 2-like. The record is from RefSeq and is a predicted model, not a curated record. The coding region runs from base 1 to 1641 and encodes 546 amino acids. The transcript has a single exon. NCBI's taxonomy places the organism in Eukaryota, Metazoa, Arthropoda, Insecta, Coleoptera, Chrysomelidae.